Cotesia glomerata is the source of this 1856-nucleotide messenger RNA. RefSeq names its product regulator of microtubule dynamics protein 1-like. Gene Ontology annotation, cellular component: cytoplasm; spindle microtubule; mitotic spindle pole. Bases 205 to 1308 code for a protein of 367 amino acids. The transcript is spliced from 7 exons. Gene Ontology annotation, molecular function: microtubule binding. The record is from RefSeq and is a predicted model, not a curated record. Lineage: Eukaryota; Metazoa; Arthropoda; Insecta; Hymenoptera; Braconidae.
UAGCCUCAAUUUUGCUGCAGCAUUAGCAGGUAGCAAACACAUUUGAGUACGUAGUGGAUAUUGACCUACUACACAUACUUAAAUAAUUAACAACAAUGAUGCAUAAAAUAUUGUUGAAAUAGUGUAAAACCGAUUGUACAAAGUGGGUCAAAGAUCAUCUUUUAUUUUUUUUUUUUUUUUAUUUGAGUUUAUUUAGCAGGCAAAAUGAGUCAAUUUCAAAAUUCACAGAUGAUAACGGUUGCUCUGGGAGCAACCAUUGGAGUACUUGGUGCUGCUAGUUUGUUUAUUUAUCAAAAAAUAAUGGAACAGAGAGAACGUGAACGAAUGUCUAAUAAUUUAGAACGUGUUAAUCUUAGAGUUUCUCAAUUACAACAAGAAUUAGAUAAUUUAAGAGCACAGCAGGAAAAAUUACGAAUUAAGAAAUCUAAAAGUUUAAGAAAAAGAUUGACUUCAGCAAAUAGUAUUUAUUCACCCACAAAUGAAACAGAUAAUGAAAAUGAUGGAUUAUCAGUUACUGAAACGGAUAUUGAUGAUGAGUUUUAUGACUGUUCCGAUGAUGAAGUAGCUAAUGAAGAACUUGAGAAUGGGACAGCAGGAUUAAUGCUACCGUUGUUUGAAAAAUUGGCCGAGCUGGAUCAGAAAUAUGAACAAGAGAAAAACUACGAUGUGGUGCUUGACGAACUGCGCUCGUUGGCACUUUGGCAUGACGACAAUAUCGAAGUGGCUUGGAGACUGGCAAGAGCUUACUUUAAAACUGCUUCUUUACUUCCUGAUACUAAAGAACAAGAAACUCUUUUACAAGAAGGUAUUAAAUCUUGUCAGAAAUUUCUUGACAAUAAUCACGUUGAACUCCAUAAGUACUACGCCUUACUCGUUGGCUUACGUACUGAAUAUUUGCCAACGAAGGAAAAAUUAUCAGCGGGUAAAGAAUUUGAGAAACAUGUUAAAUUGGGGUUAGAGUUGAGCCCCGAUGACGCUGUUCUAAAUCAUUUACUCGGUAGAUUUCAGUACAGUGUAUCCAAUUUAUCGUGGUUUGAGAGAAAAGUUUGUGAAACAUUAUUUGGAGAAACACCGAAAGCAACUUACGAAGAAGCAAUCCAACACUUGGAACAUGCUGAGAAUCAUGUUGAAGAGCCUGAUAUACCGAACAAAUAUUUCUUGGCCAACGCUUAUUUAAAAGUAAAGUCUUAUAAGAAAGCUAUGAAAUUACUUGAAGAAUUGAAAGAUCUUCCACCACGAAAUAAUAGUGAAGAAAAGAUGAAGUCUAAAGCUCCUAAUCUUAUAUCAACAUAUUCUUCUUACUGUUGAUAUAUAUUAUAUACUUACCAUUUAUCUUUUACCUUCUACUUUACUAUACAAUACUAGUUUAUAAAUAACAAAAAAUUAUCAAUAAAAUAAUAAAUUUAUUGAACUAUGGCUUUGAGAUACCUAGUUCCGAUCGGGUUAUUUUAGUGUUGAUAUUUUAAUCAAAUAGCACUGUGUUAUAUAAUUUUAUUCGUUCUAUACGUAAUAAUUUAACAAUCAUGACUACGAUAAUCCAUUUUUUUAAUUAUUUGACAUUCCUAAUAAAUAAAAUAUUAUUCUAUAUACUUGUUACUUAUCGUUGAAUCCAAAGCCUGUAUUAAUAAAUUUUUUAAAGUAUUUUAUUUGAUAGUUAUUAAUAAAAUGAUUUAAUUUUAGUGUAAUUGUAAGUGGUGCUAUUAUGUUUUAUAUAAAUAUUUUCAUUUGUAAUUGUAAAUUAAAUUAAUAAGAAUAAUUACGAAGGUCUACAUUGUAAAGGUAUAAAUUGGUCUAAAUGAUAAUUUAUUAAAAUAAUUGUUUUUAUAUUUUAAAAAAUAAAUCCAUUUAAUUAUAAA